Messenger RNA from Siniperca chuatsi (mandarin fish), 7340 nucleotides. RefSeq lists its product as uncharacterized. The record is from RefSeq and is a predicted model, not a curated record. The coding region runs from base 114 to 5333 and encodes 1739 amino acids. The transcript has 9 exons. Lineage: Eukaryota; Metazoa; Chordata; Actinopteri; Centrarchiformes; Sinipercidae.
CUACAGGAGGAAGAACAAAGACACACCCAGCGCAGAGAAAGCGCGCUUUUCCCUUUCUGUGUUCAAACUCAGCCGCCUUUUUUCAGAGCCGGUCGAUUAAAGUCCAGGUGAAAAUGCCUCCCAAAAAGAACACGAUGUCAAAGGACAUCAGGUCCUAUUGCAAGAAAAGUGACAAUCCUGGCAGCAGCAGCUCGACCACCACAGAGAGUACAUGUACGCAGCCAGGUGGAGCUACAGCCUCUCAGCCAGACGGAGCUACAGCCUCUCAGCCAGACGGAGCUACAGCCUCUCGGCCAGGCGGAGCUACAGCCUCUCGGCCAGACGGAGCUACAGCCUCUCGGCCAGGUGGAGCUACAGCCUCUCGGCCAGACGGAGCUACAGCCUCUCGGCCAGGUGGAGCUACACGCUCUCGGCCAGGUGGAGCUACAGCCUCUCUCCCAGGUGGAGCUACACGCUCUCGGCCAGGUGGAGCUACAGCCUCUCUCCCAGGUGGAGCUACAGCCUCUCGGCCAGGUGGAGCUACAGCCUCUCUCCCAGGUGGAGCUACAGCCUCUCGGCCAGACGGAGCUACAGCCUCUCUGCCAGGUGGAGCUACAGCCUCUCGGCCAGACAGAGCUACAGCCUCUCUGCCAGGUGGAGCUACAGCCUCUCAGACUUUUACACACAGCCAAGUGAAGAAGGAGAACGAUGGUGAUUCCAAGGACGGACAUUUACAUCAUUUCAACGUGAAAUUCAGUCCUGACUGUAAUGAAUUCACAAUCAGCUAUGAUCAACCUUGCACAGUGCUGGAGGCACUAAAAUUGCCUGAAAACUAUAAUGAGAAGAUGAAGAAUUUUUCAGAUGAAAACAUUGUAAUUCAGCUGGGUAAAGGAGAUAGAGCAUCUAUUGUUGCAACACAUUUCCCUUGUUCUUUUAUCAGUGAUGGUGAGUCUCUGAUUAUAUCAUGUAAAUCAGAAAUGUUUGAAGAGGCCCAAGACCGAUAUUACCAACCAAUACAUUCAAGGGACAAAUAUUCUGUCUUCUACAUUGAUACAGUAGGAGGAAUAAACACCAAAACAAAGAAGCUUUUUAGAAGCAAUGCUGUAAAAGACUUCAAGUAUCUGUGUGUUUAUGGGGAGAAGGGGAUGACUGUGAAAGAGACUCUGAAAAGAGACGGUCGCUUCAUUGAUCUCGGUGACUUCACUUUGUCUGACAAUAAGAAUCCAACUCUCCUUACUGGAUGUGCACAAAAGGUUGACAAUCUAGAUCAAAAAGAAUUCAAAAUACGUCUUCCACUGAAAAAGAAAGCAAAUGAUAAAAAAACGCAGAAAAUCUCAGGUGCAUCAAAUAAUGCACAACACAGGUGUGGCACAACGGCAGUCUUAGAUGUAGUUCAUCAGAGAGGAAUCAGUGUCAGCAGAGCAGUGGAAAAGAGUGACAGGACUAAUGACACUGAGGAGAUUUAUCAAAUACUGCGUCAGCAGUUUCCAGUUCUGAAAGAAUUGAUGGAGAGUAGAUUCCCAGGUGAUUCUUACCAGGAAGCACUGAACCUGAGGAAGGAAGACUUUGGAAAGAUCCAACAGUCAUUCAGUGAAGUUCACAGAGUCAGGAAGCUGCUCAAACUGGGCGAGUCAGUCUGCAAAGUGGUUGUUGUGAAUCUUUGUGAGGGCACAGGCUUUGUGUUGUUUGACAACGUCAUCUUGACUAACGCACACUUAUUCAAAGAUUGUGUUGAAGAAGAAAAACUGAAGGCGGGUAUAGAUGUUUUGGUUCUCUUUAACCAUGAAGAUCCUGAGCCACAUGCAAAUUACUACUACUUCCAGGUAGCUCAGUCUCACAUUUGCAACAGAGAGGAUGGAUUAGAUUAUGCCAUACUUGAGCUCAACCCAGAGGGCCAGAAACCGAACCAAACAACACAAACAAAGAACAUUAAGGUACCACCAGGGCUUCUGAAGGAAUUUGGUUCAAUGCCUCUGAAUGGUGAAGCCUGUAUUAUUGGUCACCCAGCAGGAGGAGUGAAAAAAAUGGAUCCUACAUGUAUCAUUGAGAUAGAGAAGAGGGAACAGGCUGUAAAUGAUAAUUUACAUCUGUACAAAGUCAAUAAUUUCAUUGUCCACCCAACCAUUGAUCUUAUCAAACACCAAGGCAUUAAAAACAUAAUGAUGGGUGGAAAGAAAGCAAACAAAGUAGUGACCUACAACACAUUCAUGUAUCACGGCUCUUCUGGCUCCCCAGUGUUUGAUGCUCAUGGCAAAGUGUUUGGUUUGCACACUGCAGGAUUAAUCUGUAAGUUUCCAAACCACAAAGAGAGUGUGAUAGAGUUCGCCCAACCUCUGCUUACUAUAUUUGAACACUUUGUGAGUAAGCUGAAGGAAAGCAGAAAUGAGGACCUGUUGAAGAGAGUUGAGAAAGAAGCCAAGAGUAAUAAAUACCUAAAAGAGGUACUCAAUCCCAAGGCAACUGACGCUGAUGAGAGCUCAGACUCCGAUGAGUCAAUGGAGACUGAUUACGUCCAUCACUGCAUUCAGCCACCGCCUGAGGGUGUGGGUGGAGGACCAGAGCCCGUUUGUGUACUUAGUGCCAAGGACAAUCCUGGCAGCAGCAGCUCGACCACCACAGAGAGUACAUGUACGCAGCCAGGUGGAGCUACAGCCUCUCGGCCAGGUGGAGCUACAGGCUCUCAGACUGUUACACACAGCCAAGUGAAGAAGGAGAACGAUGGUGAUUCCACGGACGGACAUUUACAUCAUUUCAACGUGAAAUUCAGUCCUGACUGUAAUGAAUUCACUAUCAGCUAUGAUCAACCUUGCACAGUGCUGGAGGCACUAAAAUUGCCUGAAAACUAUAAUGAGAAGAUGAAGAAUUUUUCAGAUGAAAACAUUGUAAUUCAGCUGGGUAAAGGAGAUAGAGCAUCUAUUGUUGCAACACAUUUCCCUUGUUCUUUUAUCAGUGAUGGUGAGUCUCUGAUUAUAUCAUGUAAAUCAGAAAUGGUUGAAGAGGCCCAAGACCGACAUUACCAACCAAUACAUUCAAGGGACAAAUAUUCUGUCUUCUACAUUGAUACAGUAGGAGGAAAAAACACCAAAACAAAGAAGCUUUUUAGAAGCAAUGCUGUAAAAGACUUCAAGUAUCUGUGUGUUUAUGGGGAGAAGGGGAUGACUGUGAAAGAGACUCUGAAAAGAGACGGUCGCUUCAUUGAUCUCCCUGACUUCACUUUGUCUGACAAUAAGAAUCCAACUCUCCUUACUGGAUGUGCACAAAAGGUUGACAAUCUAGAUCAAAAAGAAUUCAAAAUACGUCUUCCGCGGAAAAAGAAAGCAAAAGAUAAAAACCAGCAGAAAAACUCGGGUGCAUCAAAUAAUGCACAACACAGGUGUGGCACAACGGCAGUCUUAGAUGUAGUUCAUCAGAGAGGAGUCAGUGUCAGAAGAGCAGUGGAAAAGAGUGACAGGACUAAUGACACUGAGGAGAUUUAUCAAAUAUUCAAAAAUUGUGUUGAAGAAGAAAAACUGAAGGCGGGUAUAGAUGUUUUUGUUCUCUUUAACCAUGAAGAUCCUGAGCCACAUGCAAAUUACUACUACUUCCAGGUAGCUCAGUCUUACAUUUGCAACAGAGAGGAUGGAUUAGAUUAUGCCAUACUUGAGCUCAACCCAGAGGGCCAGAGACCGAACCAAACAACACAAACAAAGAAAAUUAAGGUACCACCAGGGCUUCUGAAGGAAUUUGGUUCAAUGCCUCCGAAUGGUGAAGCCUGUAUUAUUGGUCACCCAGCAGGAGGAGUGAAAAACAUGGAUCCUAUAUGUAUCAUUGAGACAGAGAAGAGGGAACAGGCUGUAAAUGAUCAUUUACAUCUGUACAAAGUCAAUAAUUUCAUUGUCCACCCAACCAUUGAUCUUAUCAAAGACCAAAGCAUUAAAAACAUAAUGGUGGGUGUAAAGAAAGCAAACAAAGUAGUGACCUGUAACACAUUCAUGUAUCACGGCUCUUCUGGCUCCCCAGUGUUUGAUGCUCAUGGCAAAGUGUUUGGUUUGCACACCGCAGGAUUUGUCUAUGAGUUUCCAAACCUCACAGAGAGUGUGAUAGAGUUCGCCCAACCUCUGCUUACUAUAUUUGAACACUUUGUGAGUAAGCUGAAGGAAAGCAGAAAUGAGGACCUGUUGAAGAGAGUUGAUGAAGAAGCAAAGGAAAACUCAGACCUAAAAGAGGUCUUGAGCGCUGAGGUGAAAGCAAAGAACCUAAAAGAGGCAGUCAAGGCUGAGCCAGCAUACCUUUCAGCUGAGUUGAAGAAGCAAUACCGCAGAUGUAGGGCCAGUGCUAAGCUAAAAGCUAGGAAAUGGAGAUAUAAGCCUUGUGUUCCAUCAAUCCUCAUGGGGAACGUCAACUCCUUGCCCAACAAAAGUGAGGAGCUUGAAGCACUUGUGAAGAAUCAGAGAGCAUACCGUGAGUGUAGUCUCAUGUGUUUUACUGAGACCUGGCUAAACAACAACAUCCCUGACUCCUGUGUGGAUCUACCCGGCUUUUCUAUGGUACGGGCAGACAGAGAUGCGAGAGCGAGUGGAAAAAACAAAGGUGGGGGACUAGUUUUGUUUGUAAACAAUAGAUGGUGUAAUCCUGAUCAUAUUAUUGUUAAGGAGAAGAUCUGCUGUCAGGAUAUUGAACUCUUGGCAGUAGGUCUUAGACCAUAUUAUGUACCGAGGGAGUUCUCUCACAUCAUUGUCAUUGUUGUUUACAUUCCACCACGUGCAAGGGCUGUACUGGCAUGUGAUGUCAUCCACGAGGCUAUCGCGAGAAUACAGACCCAACACCCUGAUGCAUUCAUUGCAAUAUCGGGGGAUUUUAAUCAUGUAACCCUCACCUCCCACCUGACCGGCUUUACCCAGUUUGUUGAUUGUCCUACAAGAGAAAAUAAAACACUUGAUCUUUUGUAUGCCAAUGUCAAGGAGUCUUACAUUGCUUCAGCUCUACCACCACUUGGCAGAUCAGAUCACAAUCUGGUCUUUCUUCAGCCUUGUUACAAACCCUUUGUACUGAGGCAUCCUGCAGCCACCCGCUCAUUCAGGAAGUGGUCACCGAAGGCCAGCGAGUCUCUAAGGGACUGUUUUGAGUGCACGGAUUGGAAGGUACUGCUGCAGUCACAGAGGAACAGAAUGGACACUGACAUUAACAGUAUGGUUGACUGCACCACUGACUACAUUAACUUCUGUAGGGACACUAUUAUACCAGCAAGGACUGUACACUGUUUCCCCACUAAAAACCCUGGAUCAACAGUGACAUCAAGGCACUCCUCAACGACCAAAAGAAGGCCUUUAGGGAUGGAGACAGGGAGUAGCUCAAAUGCAUGCAACAUGAGCUGAAGAGGAGAUUAAAGCAGGCAAAGGACGACUACAGAAGAAAAGUAGAGAGAAAGCUGCAAUACACCACCACCAGAGAGGUGUGGAGGGGAAUGAGGACCAUCACUGGUUACAAAAAAAAAGAAUAGCCAGGCAACAGUGGGUGAUGUGGACAAUGCCAACGAGGUCAACCAGUUCUACAACAGGUUUGGAACAGCGACCAAUGUCUGCCCUGCCCCAGCCGGUACAGCCUCACCUGUUCACUCACCCACCACUUCAGCUGCAGCUUACCCAACUCCAUCUCCUCCAUGGGUGAGCCUGUCCAGAGGAUCUUCAACCUGAGUCUACAAAUGGGGAGGGUCCCAGUUCUGUGGAAAACAUCAUGUCUUGUACCGGUACCGAAAGUAGGGCGCCUGGAUGAGCUAAACGACUACAGACCCGUGGCCCUCACAUCACACAUCAUGAAAACCAUGGAGCAGCUGCUUCUCCCUCAUGAACCUCAUGUUGAAUAUACACUUGACCCCCUACAGUUUGAGAACACACUGGAGUGGACGAUGCUGUCCUCUAGAUGCUCCACCAGGUCUACUCUCACUUGGAUGAGCCAGGUGGUUAUGUGAGGAUUAUGUUCUUUGAUUUUUCAAGCACAUUUAACACCAUCCAACCCCCCAUACUUAGAGACAAGCUUCAAGGGAUGGGGGUGGAUCCCUCCUUUGCAUCCUGGAUCACGGAUUACCUGACAGGACGACCACAGUUUGGCUGGGGAACUGUCUCUGGGACGGCGGUGAGCAGCGCGGGGGCGCCACAGGGGACUGUUUUAGCUCCCUUCCUGUUUACAUUGAACACAGCGGACUUUAAGUACAACUCUUGAGUCCUGCCACAUCCAAAAGUAUUCUGAUGAUACUGCUAUUGUGGCGUGUAUCAGGAAUGGGCAGGAAGGGAAGUACAGCGACCUGACGAAGACCUUCAGUGACUGAAGUGAUAAGAACUGCUUCCUACUGAACACCUCCAAGACCAAGGAGAUGGUGGUGGAUUUUUGCAGGUCUAAGCCCCCUCUUCUUCAGCUAGUCAACAUUCAAGGGGUGGACAUUGAGGUGGUGUAGACAGGCAUCCCCUCCACAACAUCCUGGCAGGCCAGUGAAGCAGCUGCAGUAGAUGGCUUUUCUCGCUGCGUUGCAGGACUGAAAGGUUCAGGAGAUCCUUUGUCCCCACAGCCAUCAGGCUUUACACCUCAGUCAAUGGCGCUCAUGACCUGGUUGCUGGUUGCCCCUCUCUCCCCUGGACUGUUUGCAAUAAUCCUUUAAGGAUUAUGUGGUACUUUUUAUUGUCAUAUUUUAUUUAUUUAUUGACUUAUUUAUUUAUUUAUUUAUUUAUUUAUAUACUCGUUGCUCUUAAGUCAUUUUUGUUUUUGUUCUUUACCCUGUGCAUGCUGCUUUAUUACCUUCUUCUAUUGUGGAUUGUCUUAAUCUAUAUUUAUAUGCUAAUACAGAUUGUGUGAGCUACUGGACACUUAAAUUUCCUCCAAGGGGGAUGAAUAAAGUAUCUAUCUAUCUAUCUGAUGAGCACUCAGACCCUGAUGAGUAGACUAUUCAGAGGCUCCUCUGGCAAGUGUCAGAACACAUCUGGCUACAUAGGUUGUUAUUUUCUAGUUUAUAAAAUCAUUAUACUGCCACUGAGUGAAUGAUCAAAGUAAUUUUCUAAAUUAUGAAAAGAUAUCAGUCAGACUCACCAAAUCCAACUUUGUUUGUCAUCACAACAAAUUUCAAAGGUGCACUUCCCUGUUUGUUUGGGGCAGUGAACUGGAUGCCAGCAUGUUUGUUUGUAUUUUGCUCAGCUGUAAUUAUAAUCAUCCACUGUGGUGGGUUAGGGAGCUUAUUAUUGUAACUUUUCAAACUAAAUAACUAAUAAUGUUUGUUCAUUUUAUAGCAUUACUACUGCGCUCUAGCCUUACUGUAGAAGCUGUUCGGCCUUUUUACUGUCUUUUUAUUGAUAUUUUAGACUGUUACCUGCAUGACUUUUAGCCUCCUGAUGUAU